AAUGUUUUUCUUACUAGAGCAUUAUUCAAAUGAGUGAAAUGAAGUCGAUAUGUCGCUUCAGUUGCUGCGUCAAGUCACUCGCUGGUUGGAGGGGAGGUCAAGGUCAUCAUAGCGUAAUUAUUGAUCAAAACACCUCAAGUUGAGUCACACCACGUGGCGUUAGUCCAGGGUGAUAAGCCUCUCCGAACGGUUAUCAUGGCGAAACGUCCUGAUCACAUUGACCUCGGAUGUAGAGGAAAGGUCAAAUUUACACCUCUGUCUGACCUGACCUCGACCCCUGGAGGUCAGAGUGUGGGUCAAAGGUCAUUGGGGGUGGAGAGCUCUGUCAGCGGUUGUUCAGUGAACAGCGGAUCAAGACUAAUCAAGGGGACCACAGAACUGGAUCUGAUUAUUGACGAUCAGUUGUGUACGAUCCAAAACAACUCCACAGAUGAAGGACAGUGUGGUUUGGGACGAUUCCGUCCGAAGUGCAUACAGGCAUGCGCAAGUGUGAAACUUUUUGUGUUCUUUAUGUGCAUUCUUAUCACAAUGUCAGGGACUUUGUCGACCGGGUAUUUGAACAGCGUGAUAACUACCAUUGAGAAGCGUUUUGAGCUGGGAAGCUCGAUGUCGGGCCUGAUUGCAGCCUCGUACGAGUUCGGGAGUCUGGUGGCGGUCAUAUUCAUAUCAUAUUUCGGUGGCCGUCGGCAUAUACCCAGGUGGAUAGGCAAGGGUGUGAUACUGAUGGGCUUUGGUGCUCUUUUAUUCGCGUUACCACAUAUCAUUGCACAGAAAUACACUGUUCACCAAGGAAUUAUAUCGAACGUCACUGAUGAGAAUAUAUGUAAGACAGAAGACCAGAAAAAAUCCAAUGAAAACUGUCUGGACAAAAAUGCUGGGAACUUGAGUUAUGUGCUGAUAUUAAUUACAGCUCAGAUAUUAAUUGGAACUGGGGGGACACCAAUUUUUACGCUGGGAACGACGUACAUUGACAAUCACGUCCCAAAGGAUAAGUCGCCAGUGUAUUUAGCGUUUACGUAUGCCACAGGUGCGUUGGGCCCGGUGGUAGGGUACGCGCUGGGGGCCUUGCUGCUCCAGUUCUAUGUGGAUGUGUUCAGCUAUGAGGUGGACCUGUCCCCCGCUCACCCCCGCUGGAUAGGGGCCUGGUGGGGGGGCUUCAUCAUCUGUGGGCUUGUACUGUUUGCCAUCGCCGUCCCCUUCCUGAUGUUUCCUCAGGUUCUGGUGGAGGAGAAACGCAAGGUUCUUGAGAGCAAAGCAAGGGAAGAACUACUGGCUCCCAGCCUGGAGCAGCCGGAAACAAAGAUAGAGGAUUAUGGGAAGGAUGCUAGAGACAUUCCUCUGUCCAUUCUACGUCUUCUAAAGAACAAGAUAUAUCUGGUGACAAGCUUUGGGAUCUGCUGCGAGAUUUCUAUAGUCAGUGGUUUUGUUGUGUUUCUGCCUAAAUACAUCGAGACACAGUUUGGGACCUCAAAAUCUGAAGCCUCCUUAUUCACUGGGGGUAUAGCCAUACCAGGAGCAGUGUUCGGUGUGUUGAUGGGGGGCUUCCUUUUGAAGAGGUUCCAGAUGGGGCCAGUGGGGGCCAUAAAGCUUACCAUUCUACUGGACAUUCUUGCCCUGGUGGGCUGUGGAUUCUUCUUCUUUCUGGGCUGUAAUAACCUGAAAAUAGCCGGCGCUACAUUCCCGUACUUUAACAGCUCUGGCUACAACCUCAUAGAGGACCUAGACUUUGAAGCCAACCUGACAUCGUCGUGCAACAUGUUCUGUGAGUGUUCCAACAAUGACCUUGAACCCAUCUGUGGUAUCAACGGGCUCACCUAUUUCUCUCCAUGCCAUGCAGGCUGCACGCACAUCAACAACAUUGCCGAGGAUCACACAUCCAUGAACUUCACAGGAUGUUCGUGUAUCCUAGGGGACCACUUCAGCUCGGAGGUGAUCAUGUCGCCAGUGGCAACCAGCGGGCCCUGCAAGUCGACGUGCAAGAACCUGCUCCCGUUCCUCAUCCUGCUGGUCUUCAUGACCUUCUGCGUGGCCGGCUCCCAGAUGCCCAUACUUAUGGUCACCCUCAGGUCUGUCAGAGAAGAGGAGAGGUGCUUUGCGCUCGGCAUGCAGUUUGUCAUACUGAGAUUGUUUGCGUACAUCCCAGCCCCGAUGGUAUUUGGCAGCAUCAUUGACACAGCCUGUCUGCUCUGGCGUCAGAGGUGUGGGGAGAACGGCUCCUGUCUUAUCUACAACAUAGAGAUGUUCAGACAUAGAUAUGUAGGCACGUCUGCCCUGUUGAAGAUUUUGGGAGGGACCUUGUUCACCAUUGUGUGGCUGCUGAUGAGGAAGAAAACCAGGAAAGAAAAGGACCUCCAAAAGAGGGGACUGUCCGUCGGUGAAAUGAUGAAUUCCGUUACCUCAAUCAACAAACUGGAUCUCAGCCUGACCUUUAAACGAGGUGACCUUGAAAAGAAAGUGACUUGUGACCUUGACUUAGAAUCUGACCUUGAAGAAGUCUGCAAUCCUCCACUGGACUCUGACCAAUGCCAUACCAUCAAGCAUCGGGGAGACUUAGAUCUAGAAAUCAAUCAUCUGAAUGAUCCUUCAUGCAAGCUUCUAAAUGAACAAAGCAUACCUCCCAGUGAUCAUGAUCAAGUAUUAACAUGCAAGCUUGAAAAUAAAGAUUGCAUGCCUUUACAGGACACAGAUUCCUUUAGUACAGAAGAAAAUGUACAGUUUAGUUUUCAUGCUUCGCACAAUUUGGGACAUGAUAUAGCAUAUCACAGAGUUAGUACUAAUGAAUCAAAUUUGUGAUUAAAUGGUCUUUCAGUGUAUGUUUGUAAAGAGCACUUGAAGACUAGAUGUUAUGUGAAAUUGUUUCUUGUCUUUUGUAUGUUUUGCAAUAAAAAAAUCCAUACAGAAGUUUGUUUUAUUUUUGAAAGUAUACUGUCCUCUUUUUGAAUCUUUUGUCUCUGAUAAGUUUUAAUGUGGCAUUUUUGGUAUUAAAACAGUUUGUGUAAAAAAAUGUUAUAGCAGUUUUCUUGUGUAUUUUGUAUUAAAAAAAAAUCAUUUAUGAAUCUUGCAACUUUGGUAAUAAUUACUUGGACUGCCCACUUGCCCAACUAAAGUAUAUAAUAUGUGGCCAUCCAUAUUUUUUUUGUACUGUGAGUGCAUAUAUAUUCUUUAUGUUCAUAAUAUUUAUGCAAUUAAUGCAUUCCACUGAAACUUUUGAUAUUAUCAACAAUCAAUUAUUGGUAAAUAUAGUACUUGUUGUACACAAUUUCUACUAAUUAUAUACUCAUUUACUUUACAAACAGGUGUAAUACGCAAAUCUGGAAAAGUAUUUUUGUUGCUGUGUUUUGGACAAAAAUAUUAAAUGUAUUUGAAGCUGUGAAUUAAUGUGUCAAAUAAUUGUAGCAUUCAAAAAUUGAUAACUUGCAUGAAAUCCAUUAUUCAAUGUUUUAGUAUAAAGUUUAUGGCACAAAAAUAUUAUAUUGUCACUUAGUGGAACAUGUAAAAACAGAACACAUUUUGAAAAAGUUGUAAACUUUAAAAAAUGUGGUUGAUAAUUUAUAAUGUCAUAAUUGAAUUCCUAGAAUAUGCUACAUAAUAUCUACCAUAACUUAAGGUUACAUCAGCAUUUUUUUCCCACAAAUCUUGUGUUUGUGGAAAUGAGUUUGUAUGUUCCAUUUAAAUAUGAACUUUUGAAUAGCUAAUAAUGUACUGUGAAUAUUUUUGUAACUAUUUGUUGUAUCACAUACUGUCUGUCCAAAAUGCUUCCGGAUUUUCCUAUGGACCAGAAUUGUUGUUGUUGUUGUUAGUUAAAGUUGUUGUUGUUUUUGCAAAAUGUGUCAAGGGUCCAUAUUCCCAAAGUACCUUGGGGAAAGUAAAAUUAAUUGAUAAAAAAUCUUUAAGUUAUUUGUGUCAGUUGCAAAUCCAAUGUGUAUGUUAUUUAACAUUAAUUCAGAAGGCUGGAAUGUUUCAUAUUUUAACAUGGCAGCAGAAUUUCUUGAAUUUAACAUGGAAAUGCUUGAAAUGGAAUUGGGUAUUUUAAUAGACAAACAAUAUUUAUUAAGGUUUUUCUUGAGAAACAUUACAAAUUCUGACCCAGAAACUAGAAAAUCCUUUUAUUGUGUUCAUAAGUGUGUAGUACUUGAGUGAAAGAAAACCUCAUCAUGUAGAUAGAUCAUCAGAUUGAGAAACAAUGUUGUAAAACCUUAGAUCAUUUUCUCAACACGUUUGUAUCUUGCCUAUGUUCUUUUAUAUCGUAAACACUGAAAUUUCAUCUUCAAAAUUGUGAAUAAUGAUGAGAACAGCUUUCAAUUGUGAAUAAUGAUGAGAACAGCUUUAAAUUUUGAAUAAUGAUGAGAACAGCUUUGAAUAUUUUUGUGGUUGAUAAAUCAUGAAUAUAAGAUACUGUUGGCAUGGAUUUUUAAGUUUUAAAAAACAUGUUUGGAUAAUGGAUAGUAAAUAAUUUGUGAGUAGUGUAUUUUUUAGUAAACUUUGUAAAUGAAUAGCAGGAAGCUAUUAAAAAACAGCAAAGCUAACUAACUUUCCUUAAUCUACAUAUGAAUGACACAAACAAGUGUUGCCAUAAUCAAAAUUAAGCAACAUUAAUUGCCAAAAUAUUGCCACUGAUGUUAGUGGAAACCGCCAAAAAGCAUGAAAUGAAAUAGUUUUUUGUAUAAUUAAAAUCAAAUCUCUUUUAUAGUUGUGAUAUUAGCAGUCAUGUUUUUCAAAAUAUAGUAUUGUUUUUGUAAUUGCAUUGUAUGUUACACAAAUGCCAAUGAUAUUAAAUCAACGUUUGUAUGAUAUUCAAUCAUUUUUUUAAGAAGAAUAUAAUAUGGUUUUUUUUACUUGUUUUGUACUUUUUUGUACUUUAAUAUAUGAAAUGUAUGAUAGAUAAAUUGCUUAAGAAAAUGAUAUUAAAACACUUUUUAUGCCCCCGGUAGGGUGGCAUAUAGCGGUUGAACUGCCUAUCAGCCAGUCAGUCUGUCCAUCUGUCCGUCCAAAAACUUGGUCAUAACUUUUUCAAUAUUUAACAUAGCAACUUGGUAUUUGGCAUGCAUGUGCAUCUCAUGGAUCUGCACAUUUUGAGUGGUGAAAGGUGAAGGUCAAGGUCAUCCUUCAAGGUCAAAUGUCAAAUAUGUCCGUCCGAAAACUUUAACAUUGGCCAUAACUUUUUAAAUAUUGAAGAUAGCAACUUGAUAUUUGGCAUGCAUGUGUAUCUCCUGGAGCUGAACAUUUUGAGUGAUGAAAGGUAAAGGUCAAGGUCAUUCUUCAAGGUCAAAGGUCAAAAAUAAUUAAAAAAAAAUCAUUUCUCCAUUCAAUCUCUUACUUACUUCUCAUGGAGCUGCACAUUUUGAGUGGUGAAAGGUCAAGGUCAUCCUUCAAGGUCAAAGGUCAAAUAUAUGGCUACAAAGCGGCGCAAUAGCUGGCAUUGUGUUUGUGACAAACACAUCUCUUGUUUAAAAACUAAGUUUUACUUAACAGUGUCAAGUCACUUUGGCUGAAGGAUAUUAUAUCAAUUUUACACAAGGAUAUUGAUUACUAAGAAUAUUUAAUCGCUUUUCUGAAUUACAUUAAAUCACUGUCGUUAAAGGAUAUUCAAUCACUUUUAUUGAAUGAUAUUAAAUCAUUUUUCUGAAUUACAUUAAAUCACUGUUAUUGAAUGAUAUUCAAUCACUUUUAUUGAAUGAUAUUAAAUCACUUUUCUGAAUUACAUUAAAUCACUGUUAUUGAAUGAUAUUCAAUCACUUUUAUUGAAUGAUAUUAAAUCACUUUUCUGAAUUACAUUGAAUCACUGUUAUUGAAUGAUAUUCAAUCACUUUUAUUGAAUGAUAUUAAAUCAUUUUUCUGAAUAACAUUAAAUCACUGUCGUUGAAGGAUAUUCAAUCACUUUUAAUGAAUGAUAUUAAAUCACUUUUCUGAAUUACAUUAAAUCACUGUUAUUGAAGGAUAUUCAAUCACUUUUAUUAAAUGAUAUUAAAUCGCUUAUACUCAAUGAUAUUUAAUCUUUUUUACUGAAUGAUAUUAUAUCACUUUUACUCCAAUGGAUAUAGAAUCACUUUUACUGAAUGAUUUUAUAUCACUUUAACUCCAAUGAUAUUAUAUCACUUUUACUACAAUGGAUAUAGAAUCACUUUUACUGAAUGAUAUAUAAUGACUUUUACUGACUGAAGUAUAUUUAACCACAAUACCAUAUGUAUAUGUGAUUUAAGAUUGUAGCCACUAUUUAUGACAUAGUAUUUUCAUUUAUCAUCAUGUUGUUUGAUGAGAACAGUAUUUAAUCCAUUGUCAUUUUGUUUGAUGUUAAAUAUUGUUUGUGUUGUCAAUAUAAUAACCAACGUAUACGAGCCUUGGUCUGUGAGAAGCGGGUCUACUGCAUGUGGGUAUAGUGUCGUCCUAGAUUAGCUCGUGCAGUCCACACAGGCUAAUCAGGGAAGACACUUUCCGCCUUAACUGGAUUUUUGUCAAGCACAAUCGUCUUUUAAAAGAAAGAUUAAAAUAAAAGCGGAAAGAGUUGUUCCUGAUUAGCCUGUGGAGACUGCACUAGCACAUGCGUUAAACACACUUGUCACAGAGCAAGGCUUAUGUACAUGUACGUUUAGAUUAUUUACCAAGCUGGCUUGGAUUGUAUGUUACUUGUUGUUACUCAGUGAUAAUAUUUCCUUGAUUUGAUUUACUUUUUAGCUCACCUGGGCCCGUAUUCACCAACCCAUUCUUAGACUUGAGAAUAAAGGAUAGACUUAGACUCAAUAAGAUUACCUCAGUGUUUGCAAAUAUUCAGGCUAAAACGGUGCUUGUAUUAUUAACACAUUGUUCUUACCACAUAAUAACGUUAUAAUAGGUGUUAACUGCCAUGCUUGACUUGAUUUUUUAAUAAUUUUAGAACAUUACAGUUUUGAGAAUACACUUUAUUUUAAGACUUAAGUUUAAGAAUUGUUUGUUGAAUAUGUACCCUGCUCUUAGAGCUAAUUGUGAAGUUUGUAUUUAGUUUUGGCAUGCUAGUCAUGAUUGGAUUGCUGUUUAUCUACUUAACAUUUCUACAUGAGCUUCAGUAGUUUAUCUACAUAACAUUUCUACAUAAGCUACAGUAGUUUAUCUACAUAACAUUUCUACAUGGGCUUCAGUAGUUUAUCUACAUAACAUUUCUACAUGAGCUUCAUUAGCUUAUCUACAUAACAUUUCUACAUGAGCUUCAGUAGUUUAUCUACAUAACAUUUCUACAUGAGCUUCAGUAGUUUAUCUACAUAACAUUUCUACAUAAGCUACAGUAGUUUAUCUACAUAACAUUUCUACAUAAGCUACAGUAGUUUAUCUACAUAACAUUUCUACAUGAGCUUCAGUAGUUUAUCUACCAAACAUUUCUACAUGAGCUACAGAUCUACGUCUCUGCUUAGUGGUAUCGGUCACAUUGAUGACAUAGCUCUUGUUUGUAAAUGAAAGGACUGUGAAAUUGAUUCUCUCUAAAUCUUAGCAAAUAGCAGUGACAGUUUUCUUAUGAAUGAAGUUGUUGUGGGACUGAUGCAUAAAAGAAUGUCAUAGACUGUGAGACAUGGGCAUUGCAUAUUUGUUUGCUUUCAUUGUUCAGUUUAGCUUAGAAACGCUCAUUAUUUAUUUCAUAGUUUAUAGCAUAGUUUUGUCAAAAAUGGCCUAAAAUGUUUCUAGUUCCCUUAACUUUUUUUUGAGGGCUGGUAUUUAGUAACCCAUUGUAAGGCUUAAGAUAGACGAAUAUAAACUUAAAAACAUGCUUCAUGCUUUAUAAUAGAUCAUUAUUAUACAAGUUUUGGUAAAAAGGAAUUUUAAACAAUGCCAAAACUAAGAAAUUUGUUUUUAUACUGCGUUAAAAGGCAGCCACUUUGAAUUACCAGAGAUAGAGUGUUGGGAUAUUACAUGGAAAAAAUAUCAAGUACCGGUAAUUUAUAUAAUGCAUCAAUGUGCAUACAUGUAGUAAUAGAGUGGUGCUUAAACUUUGUCUGAGUUUUAUUGAUGUAUAAUCAAUUAUAUUUAGCCAAAAAUCGUUGGCAGCGUAAAAUUCUUAUAGAGACCGAUUGGCAAUAGUUUUGUCAGAAAAUAAUUGAAUGUAAGACAAAUAUAUUUUGAUGAACAGCCUUUAGAGAAUAUGAACUGAUUACUUCUUAAGUCUCAAGUCUUACAAUGGUUUGUUGAAUAGUGAAUACCGCCCUUUUCCUUUUUUAGCGAAUUCUGUUUUGUUUUGGACUUCAAAAUUGCAUCAUUUUGGCUUCAUGUUGGUAGGUAAGUGAAAGAAUGAGACUUUGGAAUAAAUGGAAACUGCACAGUAUCUUGAGUAAAUUAACCCUUUCCCACUCAGAAGCAAAGUAAAACUGGCUAUGUGCAUACAGCAUUAAACCAGAACAGCCUGCGAGUAACUGGCAGUCUGUUCAGGUUUUAUGCUGUUUGCUGCUCAUCACUAUCUAAGGGUUGAAGAUGAAGCAGUCUGUUCAGGUCUUAUGCUGUUCGCUGCUCACCAGUAUCUUAAAGUUGGAAAUGAAGCCUUUAAAACUUGAAUCUAGUAAGAAAAGUUUUAAAUCAAAUUGUACUUUCUAAGGGACUUCAAAUGCAUCCCAAUACAUAUCUAAGUGGUAAAGGGUUAAAUACGUAACUAUUGUUUUACUGCUUUGAAAGGAAAGUUGUUAAAUCUUGUAAAGUGAACAGAACUGCCAAGAGUCAGUCAAAGUGAUUAUAGUUCACUGAUAUACAUGCACGAGCAAAAUUUGUAAAUCUAGUCACUUUUGUAUGUUUAUAUCAAAUUCACAAGAUGAUUGUUCCAUUGUAACCUUUUAAAAAAAAUAUUUGUGCCAUGCUCUUUGAAAAGGGGGUUUAAUGCUGCUUGGGUGACACAGGUGAGUGAUGUAGGACCAUCUUGGUGGGUGACACAGGUGAGUGAUGUAGGACCAUCUUGCACACAAAAUAUUUCAACAUGAAAACUUGUAAUGCUAUUCGUUUUAUCAAGCAGUAUGAUUUCAUAUAUCAGAUAAUGUUUAGACUUUGAAACUUGAUUUGUUACCAUGGACCUUGUAUGUGUGUUCAAAUGUUCAAACAUGUUAGUAUUUCAGUAUUCAAAAACUUGUGCAAUCAUGUUAAAUAUUUCAAAGUGGGAAAUUAGUAUUGCAACAGUAUUGUUACGAUCGUUUGAAUAAAUCUGCAGGUUUA
Messenger RNA from Dreissena polymorpha, 9156 nucleotides. Its product is annotated as solute carrier organic anion transporter family member 5A1-like. Bases 196 to 2793 code for a protein of 865 amino acids. Gene Ontology annotation, biological process: transmembrane transport; sodium-independent organic anion transport. Gene Ontology annotation, cellular component: membrane. Gene Ontology annotation, molecular function: protein binding. The record is from RefSeq and is a predicted model, not a curated record. NCBI's taxonomy places the organism in Eukaryota, Metazoa, Mollusca, Bivalvia, Myida, Dreissenidae. The transcript has 13 exons.